Messenger RNA from Siniperca chuatsi (mandarin fish), 2588 nucleotides. Its product is annotated as histidine N-acetyltransferase-like. The transcript has 4 exons. The record is from RefSeq and is a predicted model, not a curated record. The coding region runs from base 510 to 1469 and encodes 319 amino acids. NCBI's taxonomy places the organism in Eukaryota, Metazoa, Chordata, Actinopteri, Centrarchiformes, Sinipercidae. Gene Ontology annotation, molecular function: acyltransferase activity, transferring groups other than amino-acyl groups.
GGUUGAUAACUUUUGGCUACACUUUAGCCAAAAGUUAGUUUUAUUGAGUAAGAAAAUUAUGACUAAACACAGCUGAAUAGAAUACAAUAAGGGUAUUGAUGGCACAAUAUAGUUAAUACAAGGAUUCCAACUGGAGGCUCGGAGAAACAUUUUGAAUACGCAGGAUUUUUUAAAUGAAGUCUUGUCUCUUUCAAAAAAGUUACCAGGUGGAAAAGAAAACUGAUGCACAUGUAUUAAAGGAUCAAUCAAAGGUAUUAGUGUGUUUUGAGAUACAUCCCAAAAUUUCAAAGUGUUGAAACCAUGACUGUUGUCCUUUUGUGGAUCUUGAAUGCAGCUCAUGAACUCACAGCAAAAAGGAAAAGAAACAGCUGGAACUUUUUAAAGAGCGGAGAUCCGACGUGUACGAAGUCUUUGAAAACAACAAACACCAGAAGCUUUGCGGCUCACAGUCACUCUGAGCAUCUGAAGCAGCAGUCAGAUCAGCUGGUUGAGCUGAAAGCAGGAGGUGGAUGUCUGCAGAGAGGGAAGCUUGUGAUGUGGUGUACAGCUUCGCGGAGGAGCAGGACUUCCAGCAGGUCCUGAACAUCUGCAGUAGGGACGACCACGAUGGACUGGACUACAUGGCUGCUACCUUCCACCGCUGGCUGCAGGAGCCUGGACGUCUCGUCUUCAUCGCCAGGAUGAAGAGCAGAGUGGUGGCACUGGAGUCUGCACUGCUGGUCGACGCGGGUCAGACGGUCGUACUUCAGGGUCUCAGGGUGGCACCUGAUUUGAGAGGCCGCGGCAUCGCUGGCGCCAUCCAGAGGCACGUGACUGACUACGUCCGCCACCACUACCCAGAAGUCUCUGCGGUCAGGCUGAGCCGAGCAGCCCAGCCUUCACUGGCCAAGUACCGACUCAUAGCUAAGGAGGCCAUCUUGUCUUUGUGCUGCGAGGCGGCCGACCUCGGCCUCUUUGUUGCUGAGCUUCGCUCCAGACUCGCCUGCCUGGCUGACUCCUCCCCCCGCGGCCCGGUGACCCUGAGCCAGCAGCAGGUGGAGACUCUGAUCCUGACCGACCAUGUGGUUUCCAAUCUGCUGCCUGGUAAAACCAUCAUCAAUGACUGGGAGCCUCUGAAGCCCAUGGAGGCCAACCUGGAGGUGUUGCGCCGCAGGGGGCUGACGUGGAUUGUAGACCGUGAGUUUGAGCCCACUGCCAUGAGCCUGUGCACCACACCGUAUGCUGUCCCCUACCGCCACGAUGCCCUGCACUUCAACAUCAACAUCUUCGGCCGCAGUUUGGCUUCGGUGUGCGCGGUGUUUCUGGCUCAGCUCGAAGCUUUGCUGCCGAGUCUCCGAGGUUACCUGAUCUUCUACACCUACGUGGACCCUGCAGUUUGGCCCGGGUUACGCCAGAUCUGCCAGAACAGCAGCAAUGUGUCAUUCUACCUGGACUACAGUGAGGAGCACGUACUGGAGACAGACCUCUGAAUGGCCUCGGCAUUACUGAUUACACAUUAGAGACCAAGAGAAGAAUUUGUUGACAGAUUUUUAGCCUUUUUGGGAAGGGUCCUUGGAUUCUUGAGGAUUUUUGUGGGCUCUGGAGAGUUUUUGUGGUUCUUGGAAGUCUAUGAGGGAUCCUCGAUGGGGCUACAGGGGUUCUUGAGAAACUACCUGGGUUUCUUGAGAGAUCUUUGAGGGAAUUCUGGGGUUCUCAAUGGCGUUUUCAAUGGUCCUAAGCAACUUUUAUGGAUUGAUGGAAGACUUUUUGGGGUCCCUGAGAAAGGUUUCAGACCUUCUUCAAGGGGUUCCAGGGUCCUUAUAGAACAUUUAGGGCUUCUUGACAGGUUUUGAGGAGUUCUAGGGGAGGACUAUCAAGGGUUCUUGGUGGUUCUUAUGAGGGUUGUUUGAUUUCCACUUUAUUUAAAGGACAGGGUUUCAGGGUCCUUGAUUGGGCUGAAGGUGUAUUUGAGGGGUUUCUACGAUAUGUGAGGGCCAACCAUGGACUCUUGAGUGUAACUGGGUGUUCGUCAAGGAUCCUGGAGGGUCUUCUGCAGUUUCUUGAUGGGGUUCAAAGGAAAAGUGACUGACAUUUUGGGUCCUUGAUGUGGUUGUCAAGGGUGUUAAGGGGUUUUCAGCAGAUUAUGGGAAAUCUUUAGCAUCUCUUGAGAGUUCCACAACUUCCUCAUAGGUUUGAUCUUUUUUAGGUUCGAUCCAUGAUCUUUUAUGGACCUUAAGAAGAGGUCUCACCGCAUUUCCAGAGGCCAACAUUUAAAUAAGGGAUUACAGAAUAUAAUUGGUCACUUGCUAUAAAAAUCUGGAUUGAGAGAGACAGAAAAAAUACAUACGUUAAGGCACAUGGACGAUAACACUGCUUCAUAUUUUAUGUUUGUGUUGACUUUGACCUUUGGCCCCUGAAACUUGAGUAGAUUUUCACAGCUACACUUACCCAUAAAAGAUAAAGAUACAUAAAAAAAGAUAAAGAUCACCUACAUCAUCAGAUACCUUUACUGGUUGUGUGCGUAUAUAUGUUGUAUCUUAUAGUGUAUACUGUAUACAGUAUUCAGAUCCGUCACUUAAUUAAAAGUAAUAAAAGUUGUUUAAGGUUGA